Messenger RNA from Lineus longissimus, 1782 nucleotides. RefSeq lists its product as uncharacterized. The coding region runs from base 369 to 839 and encodes 156 amino acids. The transcript is spliced from 2 exons. NCBI's taxonomy places the organism in Eukaryota, Metazoa, Nemertea, Pilidiophora, Heteronemertea, Lineidae. The record is from RefSeq and is a predicted model, not a curated record.
GCAUACAUUUGGGCAUUCAGUCGAAAAGCACCGCUGGUGGCGCUGGCCCAUCGUCAAUACCAUCGCUGCCUAGGCCUAUACCGGUAGUACGGGUACACUAUUGUCAAACAAAUCUCGAGGACAGGUUUUACUAUAUACAAACCAGUGUUUACAAAGCUUAGCUUAUGUUGUGGUCACAAUCAUAGAGGAUUUGAAAGACCGGAACACGCACGUGCAGAAGCGGAGGUAGCAGACGACAAUACGAAGGAUAAAAGUAAAACAAUCGUCUGCUAAAGGAUAAACCGCGUAUACAUGUGUGCGUUACCAAGGCAGUCACAUUUCGCAUUUGGACUAUUUUCACGGAUUUAGUAGAACUUUAUGGCAUCAAAAUGUUCAUUACGGUGAAAUACGGAGCGAACGAAUCGAUAAUUGUCAAUCCUUAUUGUGCUGUUGUGAAUUUACUGACGAACAUCAAACUGCGCGCGGGAUACGGGAACGCCAACGUUACACUGGAUCUAUCAGAUGAAACAGGACUGGUAAAAGAUCUUGAUCUUCAUAAAUACGACUAUGCCAACAAGUUCCUCACAUCACACACCACCUAUAUUCUAGUUGAGAAACAGAUCGUAUUUCCGGACGAGCCAGAUUCUCCCGAGGAUGGAAACUCUUCUCCCCAACCACCACAAUACAACUUUAUUCCAUUACUAGAAAAAUUCGAGGACCUUUUCCCAAAUUAUAAAGUGCGGGUGGCUCACUUUGAAAAGAAGAAGAAGCCAAGAGGGAACAGUGGGUCCAGCAAGUCACCGAGUCCGGCGGGGCGGAAAUCAAAGAAGCGGAUGACAGGCAGAAAGCCAGCAAAAUAAGAAGGAAUUUCCCCACACAAAUGUUUUGAGAGUCAUCAACUGUUGUAAGUUGAUGAGCACCAUGGAAAAGACCACGGCAGUGCGCCCGUCUUGACUGUGGAGGGUUUCAUGCAUCACGUCUCGUUUUUCUGAGCCCAGCACUGAAUCGGACGAGCCGGUUUCUGUUACUUCGGGACUGCCAUCAUGGCCAUGUGAUUAGCCAUGAACCAAUUAUUGGACGAAUGGGUUUCUGCUUCAUCGGCACUGUCAUCGUUGUCACAUGGUGUCCAAAAACCAAUCAAAUUGGGGGGAAUUGUCCAUGCUCCAAGCAUAGAUUGUCGGGUAUUCUCUCUGCCAACACGGAGUCUAUACUAGGAGUAUUAAAGUUUGGAAUAGGCUAACACCACACAUGCUUUAUGACUGUGUUUGACUUAUCUGUGAUAUUAUGACUCAAACGUACAUUAUUUGAACAAUAACUACGCACUCAAAAAGAGGCUAGCUUCACCGUCAAGUGAUUUUAGUCCGCUGAUACUUUAAAAGUACAGUUCACUUUGUCAAGUCGGAAUGGUGAUAAAUAAACCUUGGACCAAGGUAUUCUAAGAUAAAAUCGAACUAGUCAAAUGAUGGAAUCAUAGGUUUUAUGUUUAUCCGAUAUGAACAUUCCGUAUGGUACCCUUCUUUUUUCAGAGUUUUCCAUGCGUUACGACUAUGCUGCUUAAUAAAAGCAACAGCAUAGUGUUUUAUAAGUUAGCCUACUGCGAUCAAAUCAAAACGAUUGUACAUUAAAUGGUAAAGAAAUGCAUGUACAUGUAGUCUCAAUCGCCGACAUGUAUGAUAUGAUGCUGAUUACAGUUAGGCUGAUAUUUGAUCCUUGAUCACCACAAUACAGGAAGAGGUUCUCAUAGUGCAUCAGUCUUAUGAUUAUGCAUCGGUAGGCUACUGGAUGAGUCUUGUUGAGUAUGUA